Molecule: messenger RNA, 3229 nt
Organism: Solanum pennellii
Lineage: Eukaryota; Viridiplantae; Streptophyta; Magnoliopsida; Solanales; Solanaceae
Product: pentatricopeptide repeat-containing protein At2g21090
Exons: 2
Coding region: 194-2002 (602 amino acids)
Biological process (GO): RNA modification
Molecular function (GO): protein binding; RNA binding
Source: RefSeq, a predicted model, not a curated record
AAUUUAACAAAUAAGUUAAUUACUUGGGAUAACCCUGUUUAUUCUCUCCCGCCGGUCCGGCCCCACGCUGGUCCACCAUAUAACGAUGCAUCACAACGAGCUGAUUUCGCCGGAACUACCAUCUCCGCCGCCAACUUAAACUGCCAAUUUUGCCGGAUAAAGCAACACCAUUUUGACAUGUUUCCCUUCUGCAAUGCCCACUUCAUAUUUACCUUACAAAGUUCUCACUCUUGGUACAAACAAGAAGCUCAAUAAUUCAUGCUUAGUACAAAAGAUUCUCAAUCUCUCUUCGCAAGGCUAUCUUAAACAAGCCUUCAAUUACCUUAACAUCCUAACACGUAAAGGCGUUCGCUUAGACAGUAAAACUCUUGCUUUUAUCAUUCAACAAUGUGCCAAUUCCAGGUCACGUGAAGAAGGAAAAUGGAUCCAUUUUCAUCUCAAAACUACUGGAUGGAAACACCCCACUACAUUUCUAGCUAACCAUUUAAUUAAUAUGUAUAGUAAAUGUGGUGAUCACAUGGAAGCACGUAAGGUGUUUGAUAAAAUGACUUCGAGAAAUUUGUAUUCUUGGAAUAAUAUGCUUUCUGGGUAUACUAAGUUAGGUCUCAUUAAGGCUGCUAAAAGGUUGUUUGAGCAAAUGCCGGAGAAAGACGUGGUUUCUUGGAAUACCAUGGUGAUAGGCCAUGCUCAGGUUGGCUACUUCAACGAGGCUCUCAAGUUGUAUAGAGAAUUUAGGAGGUUAAGUAUUGGGUUCAACGAGUAUAGCUUUGCUGGGGUCAUCACUGCUUGUGUUAAGUCCAGAGAUUUUUCUAUCACAGGGCAGGUUCAUUGUCAAGUAUUUAUAGCUGGGUUUUUAUCCAAUAUAGUUCUUUCUAGUUCAAUUGUUGAUGCUUAUGCAAAAUGUGGGAAGAUGAGCGAUGCUAGGAGGUUGUUUGAUGCAAUGCGAGUAAGAGACGUUCUUGCCUGGACCACCUUGGUUUCAGGCUAUUCAAAGUGCGGCGAUAUGGUGUCAGCCAGGGAGCUUUUUGAAGCAAUGCCUGAGAAGAAUCCUGUUUCUUGGACAGCUUUGGUUGCUGGUUAUUCCCACAGUGGCAUGAGCAUUCAGGCCCUUGAGUUAUUUGCAAAGAUGAUGAAGCUUCAGGUCCAACCUGAUCAGUUUACAUUUAGUAGUUGCCUAUCUGCUUGUGCUGGUAUAGCAUCACUCAAGCACGGUAAGCAAAUACAUGCAUUUCUGGUGAAUGCUGGUUUUAGACCUAAUUCAAUUGUUUUGAGUUCACUCAUUGAUAUGUAUUCAAAAUGUGGAAGUUUAGAAGUUGCAAGGAGGGUAUUUGAUACGGCAUAUAACAAGCAUGAUGCAGUAUUAUGGAAUACUAUGUUGUCUGCAUUAGCACAACAUGGCAUGGGUGAAGAGGCGACUGAAAUGUUCUUUAAGAUGGUGAAGUUUGGAGUGAAACCAAACCGUAUCACUUUUGUUGUCCUUCUCAAUGCUUGUAGUCAUUCUGGGUUAGUGCAAGAAGGGCUUUCCUUUUUCGAGACAAUGACCUCUAGUUACGAUGUUCUUCCUGAUCAAGAACAUUUUGCAUGCAUAAUUGACCUCUUGGGUAGGGCAGGACAUUUUAGUGAAGUGCUAGCUCAGAUAAAGAAGAUGCCUUGUGAACCUGAUGAUCAUAUUUGGAAUGCCUUACUUGGUGUUUGUAGGAUUCAUGGAAAUGUGGAGUUGGGUAGAAUGGCUGCAGAACUGCUAAUAGAGCUGGACCCACAGUCUCCAGCCGCAUAUUUGCUGUUGUCAAGUAUUUAUGGUGUACUUGGGAUGUGGGAAAAUGUAGAGAAAGUGAGACAGCUUAUGAAUGAGAGACAUGUUAGGAAAGAGCAGGCCGUUAGUUGGCUAGAGAUUGAACAUAAAAUGCUUCCAUAUUUUGGGUGCAAUAAGUUGAAUACUUUAGAGAAAGAUGGAAACACUAUUUUGCAACUGCUAGCUGACAGACAAACACUGAUGAUCUAGUACAUGAUAGUAAAAGAUAAUGCAUGAUUACAGCGUUUGGCCACUGCUUGACCUCCAUUCUCAGCCUUUGCUAGCAAAAUCUCUUCCUUCAGUGCCCUCCCAGGCCAUCUACCGUACAUCACAGACAACUUCUAAAUUCAAAACCAGUCAUCUUGGUCUUAGUUCUUAUACUAGAAUACAGGUUCUUAGAUGUUGAUUUUUGUUAUGUUACCUGCAAACUUGGAAAAAGAUUGUUUUUACCAAGUCAUCUAACUGUGAAUUUGUGAAACUUCAAAUAUUGUUGAAUCAGUUUCACUUGGGAUGCAUUCAAGAAUAAUAAUACCUUUUUAGCGGGGAUCAUUUGAUAGCAAAGAUGCCUUGAUUGAAAGAUUAAAUUGAGGUUUUGGAAAUGAACUCGAAACAAUCGUCACUAAUACUAUUUCGUGUUUGAUAUCUUUUUGUUUAUCUCACAGCUCAUCCCCUUCCAAUCAUGUCAGCUAAGGGACCACAUCCUAAUAUUUUCUGGUCCUGCGUCCUCUUCCUCCUGCUGAAUUCAGCCAGACUCUGAUUUGUACCCAUUUCUGUCGAUUCAUUCAUACAUGAUGGGAGUGAUGCUACAGGUAGCAAACCCAGUUUUGUCGAUCCAUUCAUACAUGAUGGGAGUGAUGCUACGGGUAGCAACCUUUGCCGUGAAGUACAAGGGCCAGCCUUUCAAGUGGAGCAUACCAGAAAUUAAACUUCUUAUAUGCUCUUUUGGCUGUCAUGGGCUUCACAAUUAUCACCUGUAAUUUGUUUCGAGAUUUAAAUGACUGGUUGAAGUUAGUUCCUAUACCAAGAACGUUAACAGAUAAAACUGCUAGUUUGGCCACUGAAUACUUUUUUGUUGUGUUAUGCCUGGGAAAGACUGAUGAGGUGGGCGUUCCCCAGUAAGAUGACUGCCUGCCUGCCUGCCUGGAAGCAACAGCAAUGUCAAGUCCUGAAAUAGAAGCACACUAAGUCCCUAGUGAUUGAGAACCAGGGAUUUAGAGCCGGAAGGUACUCAGUAACAGCUAUUCAGGACCCUGCUGGAUAGUAUUUUGUUGUAUUGAAAGAUCAUGGCUAAAUAUUGCUGGAUUUUGAUUUUUGUUAUCUCCAUUCCAUAGAGACCAAUGACUUCAUUUUUUUUUCUUUGAUAGAAAAGCUCUUUUUCCUCACUUGUGGGAUUACAUUUCGAUUGUUGUGGUUUAUAGAAAAGCUUUUUUUAUCUUA